Molecule: messenger RNA, 2233 nt
Organism: Capsaspora owczarzaki ATCC 30864
Lineage: Eukaryota; Filasterea; Ministeriida; Capsasporidae
Product: SEC14-like protein
Exons: 5
Coding region: 28-1917 (629 amino acids)
Cellular component (GO): cytoplasm
Source: RefSeq, a predicted model, not a curated record
AAUCUUCAUUUUUGUUGUUCAUCUCAGAUGGUCCAGCAGUACCAAUCGCCAAUCAAAGUCUACCGCAAGCCAUUUGAGCUUGUGAUGGCCGCAUACGAGCGUCGGUUUCCGACCUCGCCACUCAUCCCAGUGUUCCUGGGCUCAGAAGUCAUGUCCGAGUAUAAGAGCGAGGACGGUGCCAUUCACAUGAUUGAACGCCGGUGCAAGCUCGACAUUGAGGCGCCUGCACUGCUCAAGAAGGUCAUUGGCGUCGACUAUGCCUACUUUAUCCAAAAGAACACGCUCAACCGCCGCGAUCGCACCCUCGUCAUUGAGGCGCGCAACGAGACGUUUGCCAACAAGGUUACCAUUCUCGAGACAUGCCGAUAUCGUGUUCACCCUGACAAUGCAGAAUGGACGGCCUUCGAUCAGGAAGCCUCCCUCAAGAUCAAAUCCUUCCUGGGCAUGGAGAAUGCAAUCGAAAAGCUGGCAAUGAAGAAUUACUUGAAGAAUGUAGACAAGGGCAUGGAAAUUAUUCAACAUUACCUCGCCGAAUUGGAACGAGACGGUAUUACCUCUAUCGCCCCGUGGAAGGGCCCCGAGCCGUCCACAACAGAAGCUGCCUCUGCUGCUGAUGUGGUGGCAACCCAGCCCAAGCUCGAAGCAGAGUUUAUCAAGCGCUACUUGGGCGAUCUUACCUCCAAGGAAGAGUCGGACUUGUUGAUGCUGCGACAGCAAAUGGCAGAGACGUGCGGAAAGCGUGGACAGCGGUUGCCGACAGAGAGCGUCCUGUUGCGCUUUUUGCGUGCGCGAGAGUUUAGCGUUGAAAAGGCCCACGAGAUGCUGACACGCUCCCUGUACUGGCGACAGGCGGUCGGCGCAGACCACAUUUUGGAAAUGUACAAGCAGCCAGACGUCCUGCGUGAUUACCUGCCGUGUGGCUGGCAUCACUUUGACAAGGACGGCCGUCCCGUGUUUGUCUUCCGCGUAGGCCAGCUGGAUGUCAAGGGCGUCAUGAAGAGUGUUUCCGAGGAAGACCUCAUCAAGCAGCUCAUCUUUAUCAACGAGACUGGCAUGAAGCUCGCCUCCGAGGCCACUGAGCGCACUGGCCGCCCCAUUCACGACUUUACGUGCAUUGUCGACUUUGAAGGCCUGGGUCUCAAGCACCUCUGGCGCCCCGGCGUUUCCAUCAUUCAAAAAAUCAUCCAGCAGGACACCGCCAACUACCCCGAGACGAUGGCUCGCCUGGUCGUCAUCCGCGCGCCGACUCUCUUCCCCGUGGCGUGGUCGAUCGUGCGCAACGUGUUUGACGAGCGCACACGCAACAAGAUUGUCAUUCUGGGCGACAACUUUUUGGAGCAGCUCGCAGAUAUUCUGCCCUCCGAGUCCAUCCCCGAGUUCCUGGGCGGCUCGUGUCCCACCAGCUUUGCGGCAGGCGGCCCCGUUCCCGAGGCCCUGUACGAGGGCGGCGCCGCGAGCGCCGACAACGACAACGAGUCCAUCAUUUCUGCCGAUCACACUGCCAUGUACCAAGAGAUGGCUAUUGGGCGCGGCUCCACGUUCCGUCUCCCAAUCCAGGUCAAGGAUGCCGACACGGUCAUCACCUGGGACUUUUUCGUUCACUCUGGCGCCGAUGUUGGCUUUGGCGUCUUCUUCACCAAGGACUCGAUCGACACGGAAGCCCAUGCCGACAAGCUUGAAGAGUUGGAAAAGUCUGUCAAGUACAAAGGCUCGGUGCAGGGCACAAUGGUGUGCCAGCGUGCUGGCCAGUACGUUCUCCGCUGGGACAACACGUACUCUUGGGUGACGCCUAAAACCCUCAGCUAUCACGUGGAUGUCAUUUCGUCCGAGAUUUAUCGUCGUUCGCUUUCCAGUCUGCUGUCUGUCAGCACGUCCACGUCUGCGGAGACUGUCACAUCCACGUCGGCCGUUCAUUGAGAGGGUUGUGUGCAGAUGAAUCGUUGUGUUUGUGUUUGUGGGGGGAGUCAGUGUUCUUGUUCCGAUUGUAUGCUGUUUCUGUGUUGUUUGUUUCAUUGAUUGUCGUGCUUGCACAAAUGCAGCAGUGAGGCUGGGAGCAUGCAUUGAGCAUUCUGUUGCUGCUGUCUGUUUGGAAGAUGCUUUCGAAAUUUCGCUUUUGCUCUCGUUGUUGUGUUGUUCGAAAAGAAAAAGAAAAAUACAAGACACAAAACCAAAAAACCACAUCACGAACACCAACAACAACUACGACACCAAUGUAAAUAAAUAGGUGGUCGAC